GCCGUCGGUAAAAAUAUCUAAUUUCGGCUCGGAAAACUCUUAUGUAUUGAUUUUCCCCGCCCGGUUUUAUAGAAAUUCAUGGUAAAUUACCUUCACCAUUGUUUAGUUCAUUAAUUUAUUGUAACAUGGGUGACAGUGACGAUUAUUUCGAUGGUGUUGGGACCAUGGAGUCUAUGCCGGAUGCACCUGAAGUCACAUACAACUGGGUUGAUGUCACCACUGAUUUCUUCAAACAUAUACAAGAUUUACAACUAGGUGAACUCUUACAUGAUGGCCACCUGUUUGGCUUAUUUGAAGCCAUGUCGGCCAUUGAAAUGAUGGACCCAAAGAUGGAUGCUGGGAUGCUUUGUAACCGAGGCAACCCCAAACCACUCAACUUUCAGCAGGCUGUUCAGGCAGGGAAAUUGAAGGUUGACGACCUAGAGCCAAGUGAAUUGAUUGGUAUAAUAGAUGCAACAAUGGCCUGCAUUGUCUCAUGGUUGGAAGGUCAUUCCCUGGCGCAGACUGUCUUCACGAACCUGUACUUGCAUCAGCCUCAUUCAAUAAACAACAGGACACUAAAGGCAUAUUGUAUUGCUGUUUAUAAGCUGCUGGAUUGUAUAAGAGAUUGUAUUAACAAAGCCCAAGUGUUUGAAGAAGAGGAUUUCCAACCAAUGGGCUAUGGUUACCGCCUGGGCUCAAACCCGCAGACUGGUAACACUUUUGAUCCCAAUCUGGAGGUCCCGGAGCAGAAGUGUAUUGCCAUGCUCCGGGAACAGGAGGAGGAGCUUAAUAAGAAGGCUAGGGCUUCUGGUGAGGAGGACAACGUAUGGACCGCGCUAGCCGCCCGCAUCCGCUUCACCAGGAUGUUCUACCAGGCGCUCCUCCUGAUUACCAAGAAGGACCCUCAGUCUGGCGCGGACUGCGUGGCCCUGCUCAACGGCUGCUCCGAGAUGAUGAAGGUCAUCAUCAAGACGGCUGGGCUGGGGACUCAACCUGUAGAGAAUUCGGACUCUCCAAACCCAAUGGGGUUCGAGCCGAUGGUAAACCAGCGGUUGCUCCCGCCCACGUUCCCGCGCUACACCCGCAUCAAGCCGCGGGCCGAGGCGCUGGCUUACUGCGACGAGCUCGUGUCGAGGCUGCGGCGCGCGUGGAAGAUCACCUCCUGCACCAACUUCCACACUGCACUGGACUUCUUCAUGGAGUUUAGCCGGCAGCGCGCGUGCAUCCUGUCCCGCUCGGCGCUGCAGCUGCUGUACCUCAGCCCGUCUCCCGCCAGCACGGCCAGUAUGGCCCAGAGCGCCAUGAACGCGCCGCCCGGACAACCCAGGCCGCCGCACGCCUUCGUCGAGAUACUGCGAGAGUCCGUUCGAAGCUUCGUCAAUCCGCCGGCGUUGACGCCCAAGUCACCUAUACCUACACCACAGGCACGCGAAUUUGUAGAGAACUUCCUCGCUCGCUGCGUUCGUCCGUUCGCAGUGUUACUGCAGGUCUGCGGACAUAAUCGUGCGCGCCAGCGAGACAAGUUGGCCCUAUUGUUAGAUGAAUUCGCAGCGCUGCAAGAAGAGGCAGAAAGCGUGGACGCAGUGGUGAGCGGAGCAGCCGGCACAGCGCCUCGGGCGUGCUUCGGCACGUGGCUCUUAUACCACGUGCUGCGCGUCAUGAUCGCCUACCUGCUGUCCGGGCUGGAACUAGAACUCUACAGCGUGCACGAGUACCAUUACAUAUUCUGGUACCUGUACGAGUUCCUGUACGGCUGGCUGGUGUCCGCGCUGGGCCGCGCGGAGGGGCUGGCGGGCGAGGCGGCCGCGCGGCGCGACCCCCGCCGCGGCGCGCGCAAGAAGAAGCGCGCCCGGCCCUACGCCAGGGAGGCGCUCAUGUGCCAGGUCAUGCAGAACAUGUGCGGGGGAUACUAUAAGGCUUUAGUAGCGUUCAAACUGCAAGGCAAAAUCCGGCAGCCGCAAUCGCAGUUCGACAACGAAGCCGUGCGUUACAAGCACCGCUUCGCGCCGCUGUCCGUGCUCACGCCCCCGCAAGUCCACUACCACGAGUUCACGGAGAUGACGCAGCCGGCCCAAUACGAAAAUCCUGUGAUACUAUAUUUAGGGGGGUGCAAACACUUUCAGCAAGCUAGAUCGCUUUUAGAAACAAUCACAACUCCGGAUCAAGAGAUAACCGAUCUUCUAAAAGUAGCAAAAACAAAUUUCGUAGUAUUAAAGCUGCUAGCUGGCGGACACAAGCGGGACUCCACGACGCCGCCAGAGUUCGACUUCACUGUACAUAGACAUUUUCCUAUUAUCAAACUUGUAUAA
Cydia amplana is the source of this 2291-nucleotide messenger RNA. RefSeq names its product N-alpha-acetyltransferase 35, NatC auxiliary subunit (gene Naa35). The record is from RefSeq and is a predicted model, not a curated record. The coding region runs from base 126 to 2291 and encodes 721 amino acids. Gene Ontology annotation, cellular component: NatC complex. Lineage: Eukaryota; Metazoa; Arthropoda; Insecta; Lepidoptera; Tortricidae. The transcript has 14 exons. Gene Ontology annotation, biological process: N-terminal peptidyl-methionine acetylation.